Molecule: messenger RNA, 2342 nt
Organism: Urocitellus parryii (Arctic ground squirrel)
Lineage: Eukaryota; Metazoa; Chordata; Mammalia; Rodentia; Sciuridae
Gene: Fastkd3
Product: FAST kinase domains 3
Biological process (GO): mitochondrial RNA processing; regulation of mitochondrial mRNA stability
Cellular component (GO): ribonucleoprotein granule; mitochondrial matrix
Molecular function (GO): RNA binding
Source: RefSeq, a predicted model, not a curated record
UUUAUUUACCCCUGUUUUGGAGUACCCAUCCUUUUUUUCAUGGACAUUGAUAUACAGUGAGUCAUGUGCUUUGUAUUUGACUUUGUCUUUUUAUUUUACAAGUCCAGAAGAGCUGAGAAUUACAUGGCAUGGCUUUAAUUACCUUGCGAAGGAACUUCUGCCAUUUGUCUGAUUUUCGGAUACAUGGAGCUCUGGCCGCUCUGAGAAAUCAUCCUAUAAAUCAUGUUCACAAGGUAUCUAAAGAGCAACUGCAUCCUUGGUUCUGUUCAGUACAGUAUGAGCCUUUCAGGAUCCAUUUUCAUCAUGCCUGCUAUAAAAAGUUCCACUUACAAAAUGGAAAUGAACUUCAUCCAGUUGGUGAGCCAGCAUUCUCUCAGGUACAUGACUGGAACAAGUUUGAACAAAAUCUUAAAAAUGAGGAUGAAGAGAUAUUUUACAGGAGACUAAACGAAUUCACUUCAUCAGAAGAGGUGUUGAGUUUUAUAAAAACACUGGAAACUCUGCCUGAUGCUAUGGCUGCAGGAGCCUUACAACGGAUCUGUGAAGUACAGAAAAAAGGUGGUGAUCAAAGGCUGCCCAAAGAAAUACUAGAGAGCAGUGUCUUUCAAGCUUUAUGUUUUCAACUUGAACGGGAGCCCUCACAGCUGUCAAACUCUGGUUUGGURACUGCUUUGCAAGCUCUGAUUUGGUUGCAUGUGGAUACUCAAAGUAGCUUAGUACUGAAUCUCAUGGCAGAAUGCCAGAAUCGUCUCAAAAGAGGUGGCCUGGAAGUGCAUGAUCUUUGUGUUCUUGGGGAGAGUCUGAUUAGACUGCAAGGCCCAGGUUGUGUGACACUAGAACUAAUUAUCUAUCAACUGCAAGGUGCAAAAUUGGAAGUAUUUACCCCGGAGGAUAUUGUGGCCCUUUAUAGAAUACUGCAGGCAUGUGCUGAAAAAGUAGACCAACACCAGACAUUUUUAAAUACGAUAAACAACUUUUCCCUUUCAAUAGUUUCCUACCUGAGUCCUAAAUCCAUUAGCCAAAUGCUUACUGCUCUGGUGGUUCUAGAUCAAGCUCAGGCACUUCCUCUGGUUAUAAAAUUGGGUAAAUAUGUUGUGAGGCACAUUCCCCAUUUCACUAAUGAAGAGCUCAGGAAAGUCAUAGAGGCUUUCAUAUAUUUUGGACACAAUGACAAGUUUUUUAUCAAAGCCCUAGAGCGGCAUGUAGCUGCAUUCUGCCUCACCUUGAAUGCUGAUGUUGUCAGCAAAAUCAUGGAGUACUGCAGCAGAAAGCUGAUUCUUUCGGAACCCAUCCUCAAUGCAGUGGCAGAAACUUUUGUUAGCCAAUCAGAAAAAUUAUCACCUAGUCAGAUUUCUGAGUUAAUUGAGCCAUUUGGAAAACUAAAUUAUUUGCCACCAAAUGCACCUGCUUUAUUUAGGAAGCUAGAACAUGUGCURUUCACCCAUUUCAAUUGUUUUCCACCCAAAACAUUAUUGAGACUUCUCCAUUCAUGUUCGCUGAUUGCGCACCCUCCAGUCAACUUCAUGGGAAAAAUAUUCAGCCCUUUUUUUCUUCAAAAGCUUCAAGGUGAAGAGUCACAUUUGGACAGAUUGAGUAUGGCACAACUGACCCAACUGUUCCUAACCUCAGUCCUAGAGUGCCCUUUCUAUAAGGGUCCCAAACUAUUUCGUCAAUACCAAGUGAAAUCAUUUCUUACUCCAUGCUGUUCCCUGGAGACCCCUAUGGAUUUUCAUCUUUAUAAAUCUGUGAUGAUUGGACUGAUUGACCUUUUAGGAGCAAGAUCAUAUUUUGCUUCAAAAGUAUUAACACCCUAUUGUUAUACGAUAGAUGUUGAAAUUAAGUUAGAUGAAGAAGGAUUUGUAUUGCCGUUCACAGUUGAUGAAGACAUCCAUAAAAGAGUAGCACUGUGCAUUGAUGGUCCAAAAAGAUUUUGCUCUAAUAGCAAACACUUACUAGGAAGAGAAGCUAUCAAACAAAGACAUCUACGAUUACUGGGUUACCAAGUUGUUCAGGUCCCCUAUCAUGAGAUUGAGGUGCUCAAGUCCAGACAAGAAUUGGUGGAGUAUCUACAAAGCAAGCUCUUUCCUCAAAACUCCACUGUUCAUUGGUAACAAGGAAGAACAAUGGCUUUAAGACUCAGAUAGUGAAAGGACUUAUUUUUAAGAGACAUAGUUUAAGAGGAUAAUUUGUGAAUUAACCAUUUUGCAGAAUUAUGUUUAUAGACUGGUGCUCCGAGAAGGCUCAGAGGUUUUCCUGAUACCAUGUAUAAUUUUAUGGGUGGUAAACUUAAGAUUAAUUUAUUACUAGUGUCAUAGGAAUUUUUAUACCUCAAACAGAAUUGA